AGGUUUAUGACUCGUCGGAUAUAUGGUGUUAAGAAAGAAAAACCUCCCUGUUGUUUUCCUUAUUCAUAUUAAUUUUAUGAUAAGCAUAAUUUGUUUUUCGACAUUUCGAUAUCUUCGUAGUCAACAAAAAAGGCUUAGAAACGCUCGCUAAAUGUUCGUUAAGCUGCACGUAAACAGGUCAAUCCCGAGUUUAGCCUAAGCACGGCGCACUGAGAAUUUUGAUAAGCGAGCGGUUUGGCAAAUUGUGCAGUUUUACGCGGAGCCCUGGGUCGCUCUUAUUCCGGGACAGGUUGCAGAAUUCGGCCGCUAGCCCGUGGAAGCCCCGCUACGCGCAGAACACCAGAGAAAAGAAGAAAGAAAUCUUCCAAUAACGCAGGCGUUUGGUUCUAGAGCACCUUCAAAUUUGGACUCAGAAAGCCCGACUGAGAGCAGAGAAGCUCCUUCUCGGCUGAUAAACAUGUUGCCAGUGGUGGUGGUACAUGGAGGGGCAGGUCAUAUCCCAAAGGAGCGGUCAGAAAAGUCCACUGCAGGGGUGUGCUCUGCGGCCCGAGCAGGGUACACCAUCCUCCAGGCAGGGGGCAGCAGCAUGGAUGCAGUGGUAGAGGCUGUGUCCCAGCUGGAGAAUAACCCCUUCUUCAAUGCAGGGUGUGGGUCAGUGCUGAAUGUCAAAGGAGAGGUGGAGAUGGAUGCCAUUGUAAUGGAUGGGAAAACACUGGGAAGCGGUGCAGUGUCUGCUGUACGCAACAUAGCCAACCCUAUUCAGCUAGCACGACUGGUUAUGGACAAGACCAGUCAUGCGUGUUUGACAGCAGAGGGUGCCAAUCAGUUCGCCUGGGCCAUGGGUGUCCCUAAGGUCCCCCAAGAGUCCCUCAUCACUGAGUACUCCCGUAUGCGCUGGAAAAAGAACUUGGAUUUGGAUGCCAACCCUGUGGAGUGCCAAAUGGGGAAGAUGGGCACAGUUGGAGCUGUGGCAGUCGAUAGUGAGGAUAACAUAGCCUGUGCUACCUCCACUGGUGGAAUGCUGAACAAAAUGGAAGGACGGGUGGGCGACACACCCUGCAUAGGGUGUGGGGGUUAUGCUGACAACAAGAUGGGAGCAGUAUCAACUACAGGCCACGGAGAAGCCAUCAUGAAAGUUACUCUGGCAAGACUCAUCCUGUUCUACAUGGAGCAAGGUCAGUCGGUGGAAGCGGCUAGUGAUUUGGGCUUGGCCUACAUGAAGUCCAGAGUGGGCGGUCUGGGUGGGGUGGUUACACUGGACCCCCAGGGCCGCUGGGCCGCUCGCUUCUCCAGCCUGCAAAUGGCCUGGGCUGCAGCCCAGAAAGAGACCCUGCACUAUGGCCUAUAUAGUGGGGAACACUUCACGCAGAGCAUCGAUAAUCCACACUGACUAAAAUACGACCAAUAUUUUUUUGGCUGGAAUGUUAUGCUAACGGACAAAAGAAAUCAUUGAAAUUGAGGAUAUUAAUACUACUCAAUACUAAUGCAAAUAAUAUCAAAAUAUCACUGGAAUGAAUUCAGUUUAAGUGUUCUGAUACACGGGCAUUAUAGUAUUGAUUAAUAGACUUUAGUGAAGAAACAUACAGAAAGGCUCUGCCGAUAAGGCCCCUUCAUUAUCUACAGCAUGAUUGAUCCUGAUCCUUAAAGUCUAGACAUUGCGAGGACUAUAGAGAUGACCUCUGGAACCUGAAUAGACUUCCUGUUAAGGUUAGGUAAUUGUCUGAAGCAAGAUGAGCUUGAUGGCAGCGGGAUUACCCGAGGAGCUCACUGAACUGGACCUGGAGCUGUGUAGCUGUCGGGGCAGGCCGAGCCAGUAUUUGUGAAGCUCUAGUGAUCAGAUAAUGAUUGUUGAUGCUGAAGCUUUGUUUUAGGAAAAACACCAAUGAUGACAAUAAAUGCC
Messenger RNA from Xiphias gladius (swordfish), 1900 nucleotides. RefSeq names its product asparaginase and isoaspartyl peptidase 1 (gene asrgl1). The coding region runs from base 458 to 1390 and encodes 310 amino acids. Lineage: Eukaryota; Metazoa; Chordata; Actinopteri; Istiophoriformes; Xiphiidae. The transcript has 9 exons. The record is from RefSeq and is a predicted model, not a curated record. Gene Ontology annotation, molecular function: asparaginase activity.